AGCUCCUUAUCACGGCUGGAGGGGAAAAUGUGCCUCCGCUGCCUAUCGAGGACGCCGUGAAGAAAGAGCUGCCCUUCCUGAGCAAUGCUGUGCUGGUUGGUGACCGCAAGAAGUUCUUAUCCAUGUUGCUGACUUUAAAGUGCGUCGUCGAUCUGGAUACGUCGGAACCCACCGACUGCCUGACCCAAGAAGCUCGUGAUUUCUGCGAGAAGGUCGGCAGCAAGGCCACCAAGGCGUCCGAGAUCGUGAGGGAGCGCGAUCCGGCCGUGUACCGGGCCAUCCGGGAAGGCAUCGACCGCGUGAACGCACGUGCCGUCGCCAACGUCCAACGCGUUCAGAAAUGGGCUGUCUUGGAAAAGGAUUUUUCCAUUGCCGGUGGAGAAUUCG
Gekko japonicus is the source of this 387-nucleotide messenger RNA. RefSeq names its product long-chain-fatty-acid--CoA ligase ACSBG1-like. The record is from RefSeq and is a predicted model, not a curated record. The annotation marks the transcript as partial. The transcript is spliced from 2 exons. Lineage: Eukaryota; Metazoa; Chordata; Lepidosauria; Squamata; Gekkonidae.